CUGACCUUAGCUAGGCCUGUCUGAGAACAUGAGAAAUGGCGGGCGGUGAGAAGCAGUGAGAGGUGCUUGAAGAAUGUUUCCGUCAGUUUUGGUUCGUGUCCGCCCAUCCAAUUGAUCUAUUCCUAUACACUGGACAAAGGAAAGUUCUAGAAUCGUACGUUUGUUGGAACGUCGCUUGACUUUGAGAUUUUCCCGCUGUGGGUGUGACUGUGGCGCUCUGAAAUUGUGUGCCGAUCACCAAAACAAGGUUUGCGUUCAGAGGUUUGCGUUUAGCUGUGUCGAAGCUGAGAUUUUUUAGUUCUGGGCAGUUUCAGGACAAGACAGCGGCUGUCGCUGUCCACUGCGUGUUAACUGGACUGGUCAAGGUCCUGCAACUGGUCAAUUUUCGAUUGGCCGUCUUAUAAUAAGCAAGGGAAACGUGAAACCUUUAAUAGAAAAGUUGUCUACUGGACUAUACACGCGUUCUGUGUCGCUGUUGUUGUUGUUGUUACUCCGGUCCCAUGUUUGAAGAUCCAACCAUGACACGAGAAAUGUACGACGAUCUACCCGAAGAGUCGGAUGCCAAGGAGUUCUACGCCAAGUAUGAACCCAAGGAAGUGCUUGGAAGGGGGUUGAGUAGCGUGGUUCGGCGCUGCGUGCGGAAAACGGACCUACAGGAAUUCGCGGUGAAGAUUAUCGACGUCACGGAACAGAGCUGGACAGAAGACAGGGACUCUGUCAUGAAGGAAGUCACCAUUCUGCAGAUGGUGUCAAGAAACGCAAACAUCAUUCAGCUAGUUGAUGUGUUUGAGUGUACAACCUUCAUCUUCCUGGUGUUUGAGCUCAUCAAAGGAGGAGAGUUGUUUGACUACCUGACUGAAGUUGUAGAGCUGAGCGAACGAGAAACCAGAUUUGUGAUGAGACAACUGUUUGAAGUGGUCAAAUUUCUUCACGACUUGAACAUUGUACAUAGAGACCUCAAGCCGGAAAAUAUUCUAAUUCAAGGCAAGCUAGAGAUCAAGGUAUCCGACUUUGGCUUCGCGGUUCGACUGAAAGAAGAACAACUACUAAAAGAACUAUGUGGAACUCCCGGCUACCUCGCACCCGAAGUUUUAAAGUGCUCUAUGAUCGACGGUUUUGCUGGCUACGGCAAGGAGGUAGACAUGUGGGCUUGUGGUGUGAUCAUGUAUACAUUGUUGGCUGGACAGCCCCCCUUCUGGCAUCGAAAGCAGAUGAUGCUGCUGAGAAACAUCAUGGAGGGGAACUACAACUUCGACGGGCCGGAGUGGGAAGAUAUCUCCCACACAUCCAAGGACCUGAUUGCCCACCUCCUAAUUGUAGAUCCUAAAAAUAGAUUCACAGCUGAACAAGCGCUUCAACAUCCCUUUUUUGAAAGCAUUGAGUACGCUGUAUGGGCUGAGAAGCGCUUGCGGAAAUCUCGCAGUCCCAGAAAAACGCCUUCUGAAAAGGGCAAGUUUGAUGCCAAGAGCAAAUUCAAGGCUGCAAUAGCUGCUGUGUGUGCCACACAGAGACUCCAGGCCGGGCUGAACCGUCAGCAGGUUCUCACCUUCAAGACCAUGGCGGAGGACCCGUACCGCGUACGGGGCAUCCGCCGCGUCAUCGACGGCUGCGCGUUCAGGAUAUACGGACACUGGGUCAAGAAGGGCGAGGAUCAGAACAGGGCCGCUCUGUUCGAGAACUUUCCAAAACGCGACGCCACAAAAAACGCCAACGUUUCGAAGACAUGGGUUUGACCCAAGGCGACUUGAGGCGUAAAGGAGCAGUCAAGAUACAAGGGUUGCUCUAUAACGUCUGUGGCAAGUCAUCGUUUCAUCAAAGGUCAACACAAAACAACUCUCAUUCACUGGAACACAAUCAGCACAUUCAUACAUUUACACUGAUGUAUACUGUUGGCUGACACAACAUUAACGAAAGCUCUGCCUUGCUUCAUACUUGCCCUAAUAGCGACAACCCGUUGGACAACAAGUGGGAAUAUCACCUAUAUCACAUGACCUGGAUAGAAGUGUGACAAAUCAGCAACAGGUCAAAGGUGCCCGACAGUUGGUAUCAGCCCCCGUCUCGGUUGAGGGCACUUUUACUUGAAUUCUGAAAUAACUUUAGAUUUUAUUGUUCUCAACUUCGGAAAUUUGAAUAGUUACAUGUAGCUGGGAGAUGCAGUAGGUUUUCCAACAUGGCCAACAAAAUUCAGUGAAAAAUGUAAAUGUUACAUAUUUUUCCAAAAGUCUAUGUUGUGUCAAGCAGUGCUAUCUUGGAAAAUGUGCCUGUUUGGGGUGGUCACAGUGACUUGGAACUUGCACCCUCCUGGCUGUAGUGAUAAACAGUGACAGUAUUGGGCAGUGCCAGUUGGUAUCACAGUUAAGAGCAGUCAUUGCAGCUCACAUGUAGCUCACCAUGCCAAUAUACACAGUGGCACAGAGACAGCAAUGUAGCUAUAUUUGUAUAGGGAAACCUUUAAAGUCACCUACUGAAUUUAGGUAGUGUCAUUCAAAGAUACUAUUUACUGCAAGGGCUAUUGCAUUUAAAAAGUCUUGAAGAAAAUUGUUCAGUGUUGACUUUUAACAAUAAAGAAGGAGGACUGAGAAAAUAAUUUGGCAUAUGGGUGAAAAAUAUGAAAAGGAACCCAAAACAUAACUUUUUGAAUGAAAUAGCCACAGCAGCUUAGAGAGUCACAGGUAUUUUUGCGGAACUGUGACGUUUUCCAUGUAAAAUCUAUUAUAACAGCAAAGUAUGCAGCUUUAGACUACAGGUAAAAGUGGUGUAGUCAACACCAGCUUUUGGCACAUUUACCCACUCAACAGGAACAUUGGGAGGAAAAGAGCUGUUCAGUACAUAUGAAAGUAUUCCUGUGGUGUAAGUGGCAAGCGAUUCCGUUAGGGAUCAGUUUCGUGAAUCCGUGGGCGGGGGUUCGAUAGCAGGAUCAGCUCCAGCUUCGACAGACUGCACCAUGUACGAGGGAAGUUAAGGCACCUCAAAGAACCCAACACACUUAUGGAAAAUAGUUACUGUAGUGUCAAAAAAAUGUGAGCUGUACUGAAACCGCAUUGCACUACUAGCUUCUCGAAAAGCAUCAAUUCUUGCUUGACUCUCAAACAAGGAUGACUAAAGAAAAAGUCUAAAUGUCGACAGAUGCCAUACGAUUUAACUAUUGUUUCUAGAUGCCUACCUCAAAGUGACGUGCACAUAAAUUCUAAUUUCUUAUAUAUAUUAUGUACAGCUUGUUUACUAAAGGUUUUUGUUUGCUGUUCGUACCAAAUCAUGUAUGGCAAGGCCCCAACAGAUUGUCUUUAAGGUUGCCUUAAAAAGUGCUUUAGAUCAGCAGUCGAUAUCUUCUCAUAAUUAAUAUUACAGUUUGCAUUCAAAUAAUAGUUUCAUAGUCAUAUUGCUAAGUUCCAUAUAUGAUUCAUGUAGAUUAUGAUAUUACCUAUAGGAAAAGUUGCAGUAUUUUUUACGCACAUAUUUUAUCGUAGGGUUCAAGAUUAUUAUGUUUUAGCCAGUCAUCUUAUCUAGUUUUGACUCUACUUUGUUUAGAUGAUUUUGUGGACAGUUUAAGUUUUAGAUCAUGUGUUUUCACUGCAUUGCUCAGCAAUUGCAUCUUUGUAUUAUGAUUUUGAUAUGCCAUAUACAUGUACAUGUGAGUUAACUGUUAAGUAGACUUAUUUUAGUACAAAAAGUUAUAACUUUGUUUUCUAUUAGAUCAUUUGAUGCUGCUGUUUUAAUUAAAGAUAUUGUACUAAAGAUUGUACAUAUUGUACAUAAAAGUGACACUUUUGGCGGUUACCCAAAAAAUGUUUGUAGACAUGAACUUGAGAUAUUGUGUUUCUUACAAAAUUCUUCCUUAAACCAAGGACGUUAUGCUUAAACUAAAGGUUCACAGAUUUACAAGAAGAGACUCUGGCUAUAACCAUUGUUAUACAAUGUCACAUACAUUUUGUACAUGCAGUACAUACAGUCCCCAUGCUUCCUGGCAUUUGUAACAUUGAUAUACAGUUGUGUCAUCUGCAAUUUACUGCUGAGCUGCUAGGUGGUGCAUGUGAGUAGCAGAAAGUGUUGUCAGAAAAUACCACUUUAUUCUGAACAGGUGAAAAGGCAACAUGGUAAUUUAUGAUGAUUUAUUUAUUCAUUAAUUUCUUAGUAAGGUUAGGUUAGUGUAGAACACCUUUAGAUAACCAUAAGCAAAUGAACAAUUCUCUGCAGUUAUGACAUUCUAGGAUAUAUUAAUUUUUUCAAAGUCUUUGUAAUUUUGACAAUUGUCACAGUACCUGGCAGUGCUCCCUUGCUCUCUCUGAUAGCCUCACAAUGCCCCCUAGUGGAUAUUGGUAUUACUGCAGCACUUAUGUUACCCAGUUGUACUUGUUUUCAUCUAUACCAAAACAAGCAUUGCUGUGCCAGAAAAUAUGCAUUACAUAGUUCUGCAAUUAUUUAUCAGUAUAUGAAUAUAACGAUAUCAAACUCAAAAGCUGUUGCAAUGCAUUCUCAUAUGUAUACAUUUAUAUCAAGAUAAAUUGUAAUUCUGCCAUUUGUUCAUAUACGUACAUGAAUUCCUUUCAUAUGUAACUAUAUACUUAAUAAUGGGUAGAAUAUGGUGUACCAUUUUCACAAGUUGCAGUUAAGCCUGAAAUAGUUUUUACCUAAAAAUGUUCAAUUGCUUCAAAAAAACCUUCAAAAUACUACAUGUAGCAAAAGCAGUGGACUCAUUCUAGCUGUGUAGCAGACAUUCAGUUAUUAAGUCCUUUUGUAAGAUCUGAUGCAUUUCUGUUGCAUCUUACAUUUUUGUAUCUGCAAUUUACUGUUGAGUUGCUAGGUGGUGCAACUGAGUGGUAAGGUGGCUAGCGGUGUAAUAAUACAUUACCUUGUGCAAGUGAAUGAUACGGGGUCUCUUGAAAGACUUGGCUACGGAAUCAUUCAGUCAAAGACAUGAAGCAUCUAAGAGUUUGCUACGGGUCCGUUUCUAGUCUCUUACUGUGGAAAUGCAUACAGGAUAGAUGAUUUUGAAGACUUGUAUAGAGACAUAAUUCAUAAUUCUGUAGUGUGUUCAUAUUUAUGUAUUAUGUAAUUACUGUUUGAAUGAAUAAUUAGUAGUUAUUUGAUGAGCCGUUCCAUUUUAAGUUAGUAAUUUGUUUGUUUUGAGUGUGGAUCUCAUAUUUGUGAACAUUUCUCACUGCAAAUAAAAGAAUUUUAUCAAGGCA
Molecule: messenger RNA, 5186 nt
Organism: Branchiostoma floridae (Florida lancelet)
Lineage: Eukaryota; Metazoa; Chordata; Leptocardii; Amphioxiformes; Branchiostomatidae
Product: phosphorylase b kinase gamma catalytic chain, skeletal muscle/heart isoform-like
Exons: 13
Coding region: 501-1733 (410 amino acids)
Biological process (GO): glycogen biosynthetic process; protein phosphorylation
Cellular component (GO): phosphorylase kinase complex
Molecular function (GO): ATP binding; phosphorylase kinase activity; calmodulin binding
Source: RefSeq, a predicted model, not a curated record